GAAGUGAAGUGAGGUUCUACAGACAAAUGUAGUUUAUUUCAUUAGUUUUGCACGACAAUUCCCACAAUACCGCGAGGCGGAACGGCAGGCGUGAGCACUUCCGGGUCAUCUCAGAUUGAGAGUGUUGUUGACUCGAGCUCGUUUUCUCGUUCUUCUAUUUCUCUGUAAAUGUCGCAAUGAUGUAGAUAAGGAGAAUAUUUGAGCCCCUCCAUGACACGCGCUACCGGCCUCCGUCCCCGCGGGAUUCGGCGUGAAGACUGUGAGGAGUGAACGACUGAAAGGAGGGGAGGAUGUGGCAGAGUGUUGGUUUGACGGUGUUGGUGAUAUGUGUCCUCUUCAUGCUCUUCGGCAGUUUCUGUGGCUCUCAGUGAGACUUCUGCUCAUUUCAACAGGAAGUUUGGCUCGUUCUUCCUGAAUAAACUGCUCCAGCUGUCUCAGGAUUGAAGGAUCUUUCUCUAAAAAUGUUUCAGCUCUUUACAGAUGUUUGAUGGAUUCAGUUCAGGCCACUUCAGAAUAGUCCAAAGUUUUCAUGAGUUCCUCUAUGUUUCACAGCGGGUAUAAUGUUUUUUUGUUUUUUGUCUGUGAACAUAGAGCUGAUGUGACUUUCCUGAAAGCUCCAGUUCCCUUUCGAUAUUUCACUCGUACUGCGUAUGGGGGAAAGUCUCCCUUUUUCCCCGCUACUGAAGCCUUUUCAAUAACGCAGUGUAACUGCACCGUCAUUGGUUCACUCAUAGACAAGUUGUUGAACCAAUGGCGGCGCGGCUCAGCUGCGCGGCCUAUGGGAAGAGAGCGCGCGAACAUUCCCGCCAAAAGGGGCGGGGAAUGUGCUAUAUAAGCGAGCGUUUCGCCAUAGGCCAUCAGUCCUUUCUCCUUCAGCGACGACUGAAACUUCUCUUCGCUGAUCCUCGCAGAAGCCUGCUCGCCGGGAAAGAAGCUCGCCGCCUUAGAAGAAGCUCUGCCGCCGUCGAAGAGGCCCCGCAGCGGACCCAGCUGAUUCGCCGGAUCCUCGCAGCGCCCGCGCCCUCGCCGACUGCCGCCUUCGCGCCGUCGUCGAGCCGCCGCCUCCCGCUCCCGCGAACGGGCCGCUACCCAGCGUGUCUCCUGCCGCCAUCCGGCGCGCCCUGAGAGCAUCUUCCCGCUGUCACUUUACCGCGCCCCAGAGCACUUUCCAGCGGUUUUCACCGCUACGAGCCCGGCCCUCGCCGUUAUAAGAGCCUCCCAAUCGCCGUUUUCACGGCGCCUCGGCAUUUUUCAAUGCCACACGUAUGACGCGCUUGCCGGCGGCUCAUGCCCGCACUGUGAGUGCGUGAGUUUAACGUCUCUGCGCUCGCGGGCCGCCUUCUUCUCGGAAAGCGCCCCCCCGUUCGCGCCCUCCCGUCUCCCGCGCCUGCCAGAAAAAAGACCGCGGGGCAAAACGGUUCAGCGCAUGGAGGUGGGCGAGCACACGUCGGCCCAGCACCCGCGUGCCUCGCCCCCUCCCAACAGAGAGCAUCUGCCAUCCGGCGCUGUCUCAAGAGCAUUUCCCGCGGCUUAACGCCGCUUUCUAGCGGUUCUAACCGCUCUAAAAGAGCUACAAUCGCCGUUUUCACGGCGGCGGCGUUGCCUCAAUGCCGCGCCACAGUCGUGGCACAUGCAGAGCCUCGCUCCGCGAAUCUUCGCUCCCUAGCAGCUGUUCAUCGCGCCGCCCUCGUGCCGCCUCCAGCAUCUGAGAGCAUUCAGCUCAUCCCCUGCCGUCUUGCGUCAGAUGAGUACAGAGCUUAUUUUUCUACCUUUUCGCUGGCGUUUGCUUCAAACGCCGUCUCUCUGGACGCGUCAUUUGCCGGGUCCUCCCCCGCAAACCGCGUUCGUUGAGGAUGUGUGCUCUCACUCGGGAGCGCGAGAGCGAGCUCUCACUCUCAGCUGAAUUUGACGUGAUGUUCUCCCCUGAUUUAGGCGAGACUUAUGAUACAUUUUCUAUCUGAGUGUAUUUCUCCUUAUCUCAAUGUGCGUCGCUCGCCGGUCCCUCCCCUGCGAGCCGCGUUAGUUCAAAAUAUGACAUGACUUCUUCCCAGCUGAGUGAGAAACAUGUUAUAUGCUUAAUCUAAUUGAGCAUAUUCUGCUUCUCUACGCGUUGUUUGCCGGUUCUGCCCGCGAGCCUCGUUUAUUAUGAAAUAUAACAUGUUGCUCUCCCUCCUCUUGAGUGACACCCAUGUUAUAUUCAUUCAGUUUAUACAGCAGAUUUGUGCAGAAGUUAUCUGAAUCUGAGUUAUCAUGUUGCUCUCCCCUGACUUAGGCGAGACUCAUAAUAUAUUUUCUAUCUGUAUGAGUGUGUUUUUCCUUCUCAAUGCGCGUCACUCGCCGGUUCCGCCCCGCAUGCCGCGUCGACUGAGAAAUAUGACGUGACGUUCUCCCCCGACUCGGGCGAGAAGCACGUUUUUAUACUCUAUUAAUGGAGCUGAUUCUGCUGUUUGUACAGAGUUUCUCUAAACGUUGCUUGCCGGUUCUGCCCCGCAAGCCGCAUUCAUUGAGAAAUGUAACAUGUCGCUCUCCCCCUGUCGGGUGAGACGUUAUAUAUAUAUUUCAGUUAUUACAGUGUUUUUCUGCCGAGUUUUUGCUGAAUUUCUCAGCGCGGUGCUUGCUGGUUCUGUCCUGCAAACCGCGUUCUUUGAGAAAUAUAAUGACACUCACCCAUCUCAGGCGAGAACUAUGUUUUAUAUAUUCAGCAUAUCAGUCGAUGUAGCAUAUUUAUUCAGUCUCUCUGCGUGUCGCUUGCCGGACCUGCCCCUGCAAGCCACGUUCAUGAGGACAUAUGCGCUCACUGAAAGCGAGCUUAAUGCUCACUCAUGCUCGGUGGAACUAACAUGUUCAAGAGCAAAUUUCCUCUUCCACCCACCUCGGUGUUCGACCCCCUUCUAAGUGGGCCGUCAUCCGAUAUUCUCCCUCUCGCCACUCGGGCCGAGGCUUUGAAAGCCAUCCCCGGCGUGUCAGACUGGAUUCUGAAGGUCAUAAGCCCUUUGCUACUCGCUCCAAUUUGCCAAAAGACCUCCACGGUUUGGCGGGGUCAUUCAGACUUCGGUGCAAGCGGACGACGCACAUGUUCUCCGAACCCAGAUUUUAACUCUGUUGAGAAAAGGGGCUAUAGAAAUAGUCCCCUUCCCAGAGAGCGAGUCGGGCUUCUACAGCCGUUACUUCUUGGUGCCGAAGAAAGACGGCGGUCUCAGACCCAUUCUGGACCUCAGGUUACUGAACCUUUCCCUCAUGAAGCGAAAGUUCAAAGUCCUGACGCUGAAGCAGAUCCUCGCGCAGAUUUGCCACGAGGACUGGUUCUGUUCACUGGAUCUGAAGGACACUUACUUUCACAUCCAGAUAGCCCCCCAUCACAGGCGAUUCUUGAGAUUCGCGUUCGAAGGUGUGGCUUACCAAUACGGUCCUCCCCUUCGGGCUCUCCCUGGCUCCUCGCACUUUACGAAGUGCAUGAACGCAGCUCUUUCCCCUCUGAGACAGAUGGGAAUACGCGUUUUAAACUACCUCGACGACUGGCUCAUUCUAGCCAGCUCGCGCACAGAACUAGAGCACCACAGAUCCGUGCUUCUCAGCCACUUACAGUGCCUGGGUCUCAGGGUCAACCCAGCCAAGAGCUCACUGCUUCCCACUCAACGUAUCUCGUUCCUGGGCGCAGUUUUCGACUCUGUCCGUAUGAUGGCAGUAGUCUCGCCAGAGCGCGCUCUGGCCAUUCAGCAGCUCGCGGCCUCCAUCAAGAACAAAGCCUACCUUCCUCUGAAGCUGUUCCAGAGAUUGCUAGGGCUCAUGGCUUCCGCCUCCCCAGUUCUCCAGCUUGGCCUACUUCGCAUGCGGCCUCUGCAGUACUGGUUGAAGGUUCGGGUACCUCCCUACGCUUGGCGUCACGGUCGCCUGCGCCUCAAGGUCAAUCAGGCCUGUCUGGCAGCCCUGAAACCCUGGAUGAACCCCACUUGGUUCACACUUGAAGUACCCCUUAAGGCGGUGUCACGAAGAACGGUACUUUCGACAGACGCGUCCAACUCGUGUUGGGGCGCUCUGUGCGAGGGCAGUCCGGUCUUCGGCUCGUGGACACACGAGGAAAGCCACCUGCAUAUCAACUGCCUCGAAAUGCUGGCAGUGACACGGGCCCUCCAUGCCUUCCGGGUUUAUCUGACGGAUCACCACGUCUUAGUCCAGUCGGACAGUAUGACAGUGGUCUCCUAUAUAAAUCGCCAGGGGGGUCUUUCGUCCAGCCGCUUAUGCGCUCUGGCGAAACGCCUUCUGGAAUGGGCAUCCCCAAGGGUUCGGUCGCUCAGAGCGACUCAUAUACCCGGGAAGAACAAUCUGGGAGCAGAUAUGCAAUACCCUUCUUUAUGCCUUUCCUCCGAUUGCCCUGAUCCCUCAGGUUAUCAGGCGAAUCAAAGAGGACGAGCACAGAGUUCUGUUAGUGGCCCCACUCUGGAGGAGCCAGAUUUGGACCUCGGAGCUGUUCUGGCUUUCCACAAAAGCCCCAUGGCCAAUCCCCCUGAGAUGGGACCUCCUCUCUCAGGCGAACAGAACAAUCUGGCACCCGCAGCCGGAGCUUUGGGCUCUACAUCUGUGGAUCCUCGACGGGAACCACCUGACCUUCCAAGUUGAUCCUAGAAAUUCGUCCUGGAAACUCUUAACAAAUGUUGCCAGACAAUCAUGCUUUUGUAAGUCUGUUGAAAUCUCUUCAUGACCUGAUAGAAACAUCAGUCCCAAUACAAACAGACAUACAUGAACCAACACACUGAAUACAGAGACAAAUGUGUCUAUAGGCCUACAGGAGGAGCUCUGACAUCACUGUAGUUCAGAGAGAUUCAGAGAAAGUGAAAGUAACUUGAUCAACAACAAUAUGAACACCUGAAACGAUCAACCUCUUUAAACAACAGAAUAUUUAUUGAUCCGUUCAAAGAGUCUUGUGGACACAUCUGAUCCUCACAGGUAAUGAUAGAAAUAUAAGAGAGAUUGAGCUGAACAGGUUUCUGAUGGAAGUGAUCUGGUUUAGUAGAGUUUAUGUUGAACUGGAAUGAGUUGAACUGAAUCAGGUUUAAGCAUGUCAAAUACUCAACUACUUUAGUUGUUUACUGCACUAAAAUGGUUUCAGAAUUGUAUUGUAAAUUUCAUUUGAUUAGUUGUAAAGUAAAGUUUAGUGUUUCUGUCAUUUUGUCACAUGACAGAAAGGUGAAAGAAACAGAAGGUAAAUGAGCUGCAGACAGACUGAACACAAACCUGCUAAACUGCAGCUGAAAAUCAUUUUUACAUAAAUAUAUAUGGUAACACUUUAUUUUAGGGUCUUAGUUGCUUAUUAGCAUGCACAUUAUUAGAAUAUUGGUUGUUUAUUAGUAAUUAUUAAGCACAUAUUAAUGCCUUAUUCUGCAUGACAUUAUUCUACAUUCUUAAUCCUACCCAAUACCUAAACUUAACAACUACCUUUCUAAAUAUUAAAAAGCAGUAAAUAAGGAGUUUAUUGAGGGAAAGUCAUAAUUAAUAGUGAAUACAUGUGCCCUAUACUAAAGUGUUACCAAAUAUGCAUAAAACAUGUGCUCUGUACUUUAAAAUGAUUUAGUGUUAAAUAUUAAUAGUAAGUAACCCAAAAUCUGACUUUGGAUGUUUCAUUUAAACCUCAGUGACCAAAUAAACACUCAAUAUUACAAGGAGCAAAUCAUUGGUCAUAAUUUAUACUGUGAAAUACAGUGUCUUUUUUCCUCAGUUUCAAUUUAAUUUAUUUAUAUAGCACAUUUAAUACCGACAGACCAAAGUGCUGCACAGAGAAAUAAAAUUAUGCUAUCACAAACAGUAUACAACGUUAAAUUCUCUCUCACACACACACACACACACAAAACUGAAUACAGUAGUUACUCCAGUCCAUAAGCCUUUUUAAAAAGAUGUGUCUUAAGUGAAGAUUUAAAAACCUGUACUGAAGUGGCCGAUCUCAAGCUAAAAGGCAAGUUAUUCCACAACUGGGGUGCUGCCACCGAAAACGCACAAUCCCCCUUAAGCUUUAAACGUGUUUUGGGUACUGACAGCAACAAUGUGUUUAAUGACCUUAAAGGCCUAUUGGUCUGAUGAUAGGAGAAUCAUAUCAUAUAUUGUCCCUGUUAAAAAUCUGGCCGAAUCAUUUUGGUCCAGCUGCAGGCAAGACAAACAUGACCUUAAGUCCCUGAAUGAAAGAAAAGGUUUAAUUUUGGCAAUCAUCCUGAGCUGGAAAAAUGAUGAUUUCUUGCGUAAGUACCUACAGUGUUAGUUAUAGGACGCAACGUUUUUGAGAGGAUAUUGGCUGAAUCCGGACAUCCAAAAACUAACACUUCAGUCUUUGAAUCGUUUAACUGAAGAACGUUUUCUGCCAUCCAACUUUUAACUUCACUCGAACUUCAACUUCAUUUGAAAUGUUAGAGUGAAUAUUUUGAAUCUUUGUAAUAAAAAAAACUAAAAAAGUCAUUGCAAUCUGCAGGAGAUGCCUCAGGGAAUGUGAUAGUAGCAGGAUUUAGAAUCUUGUUAAUAGUACUAAAUAAGAUUUUAGGUCUACCAGCAUUGCUAGAAGUCAGAUUGGAAAAAAAUGAUGAUCUAGCAAUCUUAACAGAUUGCUGAUAAGACUUCAAACAGUCUCUCAAGAUUUCAUAAGAUACUUACAAUUUAUUUUGUUUCCAUUUUCUCUCUGCCUGCCUGCAUUUUUGUCUUAAUGCUUUAGUUUCACUGUUUAGCCAAGGCUGGUUUCUCAAUUUUGGGUAUUUCAAUUUGGAAGGAGCAAUAGAAUCCAAAAUAUUAACACAGGUGGAAUUAAAAUAGGAGGUUAACUCUUCGAGGCCCAUAUCAGAAGAAAAUAAUUCAAAAGAAAUAGCAAAUUGAGAAGAGGCAAAGGCAUCUGUAACGAGACGGGACUCAGGCAGAGAUCCAUUUGCAAGCUUCAUUUAAAGUUAGCGUGGUCGUACAGGCAGGGUCUAGGCAGGGGCAAACAGGUAUGGCAGAGAGCAGGCAGAAUUGUGGUCAGGAUACAGGCAGUAGAUCAGGGCAGGCAGAUAUCGUUCACAGUCCAGAUAACAAGAAACAGUCCAAAGGCAGAAGGCAGAGAAUUAUAAACAGGAAACAGGCAGGAGUAAACAAGACCUCGCCAUGAGGUAGUGUGUGAGUGAGUCUUAAAUAGUCCAGAGAAUGUGCUUAGCUGUAUGUGGCAAUGGGUGAUUGGUGUAGAGUGUGCAUGUGACUGGCAGGGAGGAUUAUGGGAAUUGGAGUCCGGAAUGAAUGGGAAUGUGACAGAAUGUCCCCCUCCCGGAAGGCGCGUCCUCGCGCCGUGGAUGGUGGGUGCCCUGGAGACCUACUGGCAGGUGAUGCUGGAUAUGCAGACGGGUAUGGAGGUCUCCAGGGCAGGUCCAGGAACUCUAGGCACCAUGGCAGGUCAGGAGCCUCGGGCAGCCACGGCGGGUCAGGAGCCUCGGACAGCCACGGCGGGUCAGGAGCCUCGGGCAGCCACUGCGGGUCAGGAACCUCGGGCAGCCACG
Messenger RNA from Megalobrama amblycephala (Wuchang bream), 7499 nucleotides. Its product is annotated as E3 ubiquitin-protein ligase TRIM21-like. The transcript has 3 exons. The record is from RefSeq and is a predicted model, not a curated record. NCBI's taxonomy places the organism in Eukaryota, Metazoa, Chordata, Actinopteri, Cypriniformes, Xenocyprididae. Gene Ontology annotation, molecular function: protein binding; nucleic acid binding. The coding region runs from base 3238 to 4617 and encodes 459 amino acids.